AUGCCCAACUUCGCCGGCACCUGGAAAAUGAAGAGCAGCGAGAACUUUGACGAGCUCCUGAAAGCGCUGGGUGUCAAUGCAAUGCUCAGGAAAGUGGCAGUGGCAGCCGCCUCCAAACCGCACGUGGAGAUCCGCCAGGAUGGGGACCAGUUCUACAUCAAAACGUCUACCACCGUCCGCACCACUGAGAUCAACUUCAAAGUAGGGGAGAGCUUCGAAGAGGAGACUGUGGAUGGCAGAAAAUGCAGGAGUUUAGCCACUUGGGAGAAUGAAAACAAGAUCUAUUGCAAACAAACUCUUAUUGAGGGAGAGGGCCCUAAAACAUAUUGGACUCGGGAAUUAGCUAACGAUGAGCUGAUUUUGACUUUUGGUGCCGAUGAUGUUGUGUGCACAAGAAUUUAUGUAAGAGAAUGAAGAACACCAAUUGACUUGUCAUCUG
This is a messenger RNA of Emys orbicularis (European pond turtle), 439 nucleotides long. It is a transcript of the gene CRABP1, whose product is annotated as cellular retinoic acid binding protein 1. Gene Ontology annotation, biological process: fatty acid transport. Gene Ontology annotation, molecular function: fatty acid binding; retinoic acid binding. Gene Ontology annotation, cellular component: cytosol; nucleus. The record is from RefSeq and is a predicted model, not a curated record. NCBI's taxonomy places the organism in Eukaryota, Metazoa, Chordata, Testudines, Emydidae. Bases 1 to 414 code for a protein of 137 amino acids. The transcript is spliced from 4 exons.